Molecule: messenger RNA, 852 nt
Organism: Arabis nemorensis
Lineage: Eukaryota; Viridiplantae; Streptophyta; Magnoliopsida; Brassicales; Brassicaceae
Source: the annotation of a GenBank genome assembly
AUGACUAAACCAUACCGUGGAAUGACGCGACCUGGUUCGCGACGCCGGAUUAGAGAGUUGACGAGCAGCGAACGAAAGACAAAAUACUGCCGAGACGACGUUUACUAUGAGUUCAAGACUCUUGUGAUUGUCGGAGAAUACGGUGUGGGGAAGACAGCAUUAUGCAAGAUGAUCUUCAACAAUAUUGAUGUGAAGAGGGUUUAUGCUCCAAGAAUUUGGGUUUCUAUGCAUAGCCAAGAGACAGAGGGAGGAGAGGAUAAGAAGAUAUCUGUGUUAAAGAGGAUCUUGGAGUUGAAAAUGACAUGGGAGACUGAUGCAGAGACUGCUACAGAGAAGGAGCUUUCUGCUCUGCUCUAUGCACUUCACUUGGAUCUGAGGUUUAAGAAGUAUCUGAUUGUGUUUGAUGAUGUCCGAGAAGAGGACGAUUGGAAAGAGAUUCUUGAGGAUGAUGAGGAGAAACUCAAGGAGGAUGAGAGAUGGGGAAAGUAUCUUUCAGAUGGAUUCCAUAAAGGGUCUGGUGGAAGAGUCAUAUACACGACCAGGGAUGAGAAAAAGAAUCUGGCGAACAAGCUAGUUGCAAAGGAACAUGAGAUACAUCGUCUUUGGCCUCUGACUGAUCCUAAAAGUGUGUGGGAUAUCUAUGAAGCAGCGGUCACAGAGAAUGGUAUAAAAGAGCCUCCGAGAAACGACAAGAAAUGCAUCGAUGAGCUGAUGAGCAAGUCUCGUGGUCUUCCUCUAGCUGCUAGAAUGAUCGCCAAGCUUGAAUCCGUGUUUCUUGACGAUGAAACUGUCCCACAGAAGGGUACUACCUAUGGAACAACCGCUUCCGCCAACCAGCCCACCUCAGAAUAG